Trichoderma reesei QM6a is the source of this 1388-nucleotide messenger RNA. RefSeq lists its product as uncharacterized. Lineage: Eukaryota; Fungi; Ascomycota; Sordariomycetes; Hypocreales; Hypocreaceae. The transcript is spliced from 3 exons. The coding region runs from base 72 to 1388 and encodes 438 amino acids. Gene Ontology annotation, biological process: proteasome-mediated ubiquitin-dependent protein catabolic process. The record is from RefSeq and is a predicted model, not a curated record. Gene Ontology annotation, molecular function: ubiquitin protein ligase activity; protein binding. Gene Ontology annotation, cellular component: GID complex; cytoplasm; nucleus.
CAGCCUCAUGCGCGGCUUCACUCGAUAAACACCUUACAUCGCUCCACAACCUCCACGCUCCACCUGCGACCAUGGCUGGGCUGGGCCAGGACAUUGUCUCGCCUUUUGGCCCGCUGCAGGCUGAACUCGCCCGCAUGCGCAAGUCGAACCUCACGGCCGCCAUCCAAGAUGUCGACAAGAUUAUAGAUUACCUUAUGGCCGCCAGGGAGCAGGUUGCUGCCGCUGAUGCCGACUCCCAUCGUAUCAGCAUGGCCAUGACAACUCUUCAGAAUCCGGUCAAGGACCGCCUCGACGCCAUCACAAAUGACCUCAAAGACGUGACCAAGGCGCAACGGAGCUACGGGAAGGCUCUGGACAAGGCUCUACCGCAAAAGGAACUACCGAUGGAAACAGACGCGAUGGCCGACCACACCGCUCUCAUAAAUCGCGCCAUCGCGAUGCACCUCGUCCGCGAGGGCCAAUUCUCCGUUGCAUCGACUUUUGUACGCGAGUCACGAGACCCGCCCCUCAGUUCAUCAGACGCCCUGUCGCCUCGAACGGCGCGGACGGACGAAGACGGCGAUGACGACAUGAUACAAGAGUACGAAGAGGACGAGAGGGACUAUGGUCACGGAGCAAAUGAUUAUCCCGAGGACCUGCAAGGGCAAUUCGCAGAAAUGUACAAUCUCCUCUCGGAGCUGAAGAACAGGAACCUUGGCCCAGCUAUCAGGUGGGCGCGCCAAAACAACAGCAGAUUGGAGGCGGCAGGAAGCAACCUCGAGUUUGAGUUGUGUAAGCUGCAGUUCAUCUGGCUGUUCAAGGGUCCGAAAGUCAACAAACUUCCGGACGACGAGAGAAAUGGCCAGAUGGGCGCGCUGAGAUAUGCCAGAGACCACUUUGCACGCUUCCAGACGAGGCAUCUCAGAGACAUCCAACAGCUGUGCGGCGCGAUGGUCUUCGCACCCAACAUUGAGGCGUCCCCCUACCGGCACAUCUUCCAGAUUGAUUCGGCUUUUGAGGACGUGGCAACCUCCUUCACCCGGGAGUUUUGCUCUCUGCUGGGCCUUUCGGCGGAGUCACCGCUGUACGUGGCUGUGACGGCGGGCUCCAUUGCGCUGCCCCGGCUCAUCAAGUACACCACGUAUAUGAAGGAGAAGAAGACGGAGUGGACGACGGAGAAUGAGCUGGCCUUUGAGACCCCGCUGCCGCCGUCCAUGAUUUACCACUCCAUCUUUGUGUGCCCCGUGAGCAAGGAACAAACUACGGAGCAGAAUCCCGCAAUGAUGCUGCCGUGCGGCCAUGUCAUUUGCAGAGAGAGCUUGCACAACAUGGCCAAGGGAUCCAGGUACAAGUGUCCCUACUGCCCGACAGAGGGCCAUUUGAAGGAUGCCAUCAAGAUUACUCUUUGA